AGUUUUAACUAGCUAGCUCGGGGACCCAGAGCAGCAAAGAUGUGGUGGCCUAGGCUUCAGUGCAGGUUAACCACCCAACUACUAAGACAUAAGGUUAGCCACCCAACUACUAACAUAUAAGGUUAGCCACCCAACUACUAACUACUAACACAUAAGGUCCCCAGGAGGCAAGAUUUGCCAGCCUGAGCUGAAACCAGAGCCUGUGCCUCUUUCCUGCUAUUGUUAUCCUGGCUGGCCAGAUUAAAGCUAUAUUUGAACCAUCACUGUGCUGUGUAGACACACUCCAAAAGCCAACUAAGGGCUGUGUCACCUGCUCCCAGCACAGCUGCAGGGCUAAUUUGAGAGGACUAUGGUGCUCUUAGUCCUUGUAGCUUUUUAUGUUCAGUUUUGAGCUAUUGUUCUUUAAUCCCCACUUGUCCCCUUUUCCCAUAUUGGCGAGUCAGUUUAGACUGGGAGCUGUCCACUACUCUGUGUUUGGUCACAGCCUGUCACAAGGGGGCUAUGAUGGUGGCUGACGGUUAGGCCGCUGGCAGACAUUCAGUUAAAGGUGCAAUGGGAUCUGAUCCCAAUAAUUGUGUUUUCUUCCAUGGCAUGUGCAUUGUGGCAUCAGUAAUCAGAUCCCCAUCACACCCUUAUUGCCAGCACUGGGAUCCUGAUCGUGAUCCUGGGCUUCCCUUGCAUGAAAGGAAAUCAGGAGUCCCCUGCAGAGGAUUGCGCACCUGAGGCUCCAAGAAAAGCAGGAGAGCGAAGUUCCCUCUCUUGUCUAGGAGGACAAUUCUUCUUUGAGUAUUUAGUUGUGGUUUCACUAAAGAAGAAGUCAGGAGGAGAUUAUGAGCCCACAAUAACCUAUCAGUUCCCUAAGCGUGAGAACAUGUUGAGGGGCCAGAAAGAGGAGGAGGAGAGGUUGCUUCAAGCCAUCCCUCUGUUCUGCUUCCCUGAUGGCAAAAACUGGGCUCCGCUCACAGAAUACACUAGUGAAACUUUUUCUUUUGUCCUGACCAAUGUUGAUGGCAGCAGAAAGAUCGGCUACUGCAGGCGUUUGCUGCCUGUUGGCCGUGGAGCUCGUCUCCCCGAAGUUUUCUGCAUCAUCAGCUGUCUGGGCUGCUUUGGAUUAUUCUCCAAGAUCCUGGAUGAAGUGGAGAAGAGGCGUCAGAUCUCUAUGGCAGUCAUCUAUCCAUUCAUGCAGGGCCUCCGUGAAUCCCCCUUCCCUGCACCUGGGAAAACUGUCACCAUCAAAAGCUUCAUCCCAGAGUCAGGGACAGAGCUCAUUGAACUGACGCGGCCCCUGGACUCCCGGCUGGAACAUGUGGAAUUUCAGGCUCUUUUGCAGCGUCUCACUCCAGGGAUCAUCAUACAGAUCUUUGCCUCUGCAGUUCUAGAGCGUCGCAUCAUCUUUUUGGCAGAGGAACUCAGUGUCUUAUCCCAGUGCAUCCAUGCCGUGGCGGCCCUGCUUUACCCCUUCACCUGGGCACACACCUACAUCCCUGUGGUUCCUGAAUGCUUGAUCGACACUGUGUGUUGCCCCACUCCCUUCAUGGUUGGAGUCCAGAUACGCCACCUGCAGCAGGUUCAGGAUCAGCCUAUGGAGGAGGUUCUGCUGGUCAACUUGGUUGAAGGAAAGAUCUUGACCUCGGUUGGGGAUGAAGAGGAGGUAUUGCCCGCUAAGCUGCAGAGUGAGAUGCUGACAUCUUUGGAUAGACACAACAGCAACAACAACGUACAGACCUCUGAACAAGUGAACGCCCAGGUUUCAGAGUGUUUUGUGCAUUUUUUUGUCCGAAUCGUUGGCCACUAUGCAGCGUACAUCAAAUGGAGCAAGAGCGGGCAGGGCACCCUGCAGGAGCGAGCGUUCUGCAAAUCCAUCACCUCCAAGUCCUGCCGCAAGUUUGUGAAAAAAUUUGUGAAGACGCAGAUGUUUUCCUUGUUUAUCCAGGAAGCAGAAAGGAGCAGAGCAACCCAAGAAGGGUGCUACUUCCAGCAGAAAAUAACUGAAUAUCAAGAACAAAAGAAACAAAGGAAAAAUUCCUGAACUACUGCUCUUAAAGAAAGGAGCCCAACUGGGCCGGGCAGAUUGCUGCCUGUAGCUGUACUCUAUUUGGACUGGGCAAAUGGCUCUUUCAAAGGCAGAGAGGUUUGUGGACUUUGCUGGCUGUGAACAUCUCUACCCUCCUCCACCUAUCUGUGAAUAAUGAGAAGCCGAGUCAGCACAGGAGCCCGAUUCCUCCUCUGUCUCUUCUUUUUCAGGGCAUGACUGCAUUAGAAGGCUCUUUUUUAUGUAGCUAACAAACAGGCCUGGGAUUGCUUUUGCAGUCCAGCUAACCUGCAACGUUUGAACAAGUAGCAACCCAGGUCCUGUAACAAGUGUCUAUUGCUGUCUGUGCUGAAGAGAAGCAUGGACUUUAUGUGAAAGUUGAAUGAAUUCGAGGUGAGACUGUGGUCUUGCUCUGAAAUGACCAAGGAUGUAGAAUAAUUAUUGCAAUAGAAUGUAUUGAUAGAAAAUAUUUUAAUUAAAACAAUUUUUUUCAGCUGA
This is a messenger RNA of Alligator sinensis (Chinese alligator), 2530 nucleotides long. RefSeq names its product DENN domain containing 2D (gene DENND2D). The record is from RefSeq and is a predicted model, not a curated record. Gene Ontology annotation, cellular component: nucleoplasm; cytosol. NCBI's taxonomy places the organism in Eukaryota, Metazoa, Chordata, Crocodylia, Alligatoridae. Bases 680 to 2029 code for a protein of 449 amino acids. The transcript has 12 exons.